Eimeria maxima is the source of this 1206-nucleotide messenger RNA. RefSeq lists its product as hypothetical. NCBI's taxonomy places the organism in Eukaryota, Apicomplexa, Conoidasida, Eucoccidiorida, Eimeriidae. The record is from RefSeq and is a predicted model, not a curated record. Gene Ontology annotation, cellular component: oligosaccharyltransferase complex. The transcript is spliced from 4 exons. Bases 1 to 1206 code for a protein of 401 amino acids.
AUGACUGCCCACGAGUUGAAGCAAAUGCCGUUGCAUCGCUUCAGUUCACCCUUAAGCCCAGAUCAGAUAGCAGAGGUUCCACUUGAGAGCGUCGGAGGUCCCCGCCCAUAUCACAUGUUUGUCCUAUUCACCUUUAUUGGGGGCCGCACUGACGACAUUGCGCAAGAACUCAGCAGCAAGUGCAGGGACUGUUCAGCUGCCCUUGCAGCGUUUCGCGAAGUGUCAAGAGCCUACAAGCUUUCAGACUCAUCACCAGGAAAUGAAGAUGUACUUCCUGUAUUUUUUGCUGUUGUAAAUAUUGGUACGAGAGAUGGGGCUGGAAUAUCGGCAAUUCACCCAGCAAUGCAAGUUCCCAUAGUUAUGCACUUGCCUCCCACAGCGUUCCGUGGUUUCUGCAGUAAUAGGGGAUCUCAAGAUCCCCGCUGUUCAGCAGCAGCAGCAGCACUUUCAGACGCACGUGCAUUGAGUGACAAUUUAUCAGCUGUUAGCCACAGAAUUGUAACGGCGGAGUUCUUUAGUGGCGCACUUAAUGAUGGAUGGGAUGGCGGUGAAGACGAGAAGUUACAAGAGCUCUUUGAGCAGCAAACACGCGACAAAAUUCGCGGAAAGUUUCACUUUUUUUCUCCCUCUCAGAGUCAGUUGUUCCUCCUGCAGCGCUUCAAGAACGAGGCUCCAGCUGAACAACGCCUUCUUGAAUGGGCAAAUUCGCGUACCAAAAGGAAUCAGUGGAUCGUGCCAGCAGGUGGGGUGGUUGCAUAUACGCUGUGCAGCGGCGGUUUGAUAUUUAGUGUCAUUCACUCAGUACCCUUUGCUGGUUACGACGAAGCUAACAGGAGAUAUGUGCUGUUGGCCCCCACUUCGCGAGCGCAGUUCAUGUUAGAGGGGUUGAUUCUUGCGAGCUGCUCAACAGUGGCUUCUCUUGCAGCCCUCCUCCUCGUCCGAUUUCCCGGCUCGAGUGAGCAAGUCGGCCGCAGGCCGCUUGCCUGCCCUGACGGGGACGCAAGCAUACCAGACAUGCGCCCUGGAAAGAGCACAGAGGGCAUUCUACACAGUGAGGGCGAUGCUCGGUGGCAACGGCUUUUAGCGGCAGCAUCUUUUGCCGUAACAGCCCUGAUUUUCGUCCUCUGUUCCGGGUUUGUAAUGCAGUGCUACCGCACUAAGGCAGCCUGGACCAAAUACCCACAGGAGGGAGCUAGUUGUGGAUAA